Messenger RNA from Trachymyrmex septentrionalis, 504 nucleotides. RefSeq names its product odorant receptor 4-like. Gene Ontology annotation, molecular function: odorant binding; olfactory receptor activity. Gene Ontology annotation, cellular component: plasma membrane. The record is from RefSeq and is a predicted model, not a curated record. NCBI's taxonomy places the organism in Eukaryota, Metazoa, Arthropoda, Insecta, Hymenoptera, Formicidae. Bases 1 to 504 code for a protein of 167 amino acids. The transcript has 4 exons. Gene Ontology annotation, biological process: detection of chemical stimulus involved in sensory perception of smell; sensory perception of smell.
AUGUUGUUAUUAACAACUCAAAAUAUGGCAUCUAUCGUCUGUAACGUGUUCUUCAAGACACAAAACAUAAUUCAAUUUAUCACAACUGGAUUUGCGUAUUCUGUAAAUGCAAAAUUCUCGCAAAUAAUCGGAUUACAGUUUAUAAUAAGCACAUUGAUAAUAUGUUCUAAUUUAUAUCAACUGAGCCAAUCAUCAUUGAACGCAGACAGUGUUGGGUUAAUUGGAUUCACGUGCUGCAUGUUAACAGAAAUAUUUCUUUAUUGUUGGUUUGGACACAAAAUAAAAUUAAAGAGCGUUCAAGUGGCAGAUAGCAUUUUUCAAAUAAAGUGGCCAUUGCUGAAUAAUAACAUCAAAACUAAUCUCCUAAUAAUUAUGAAACGCGCUACAAUUCCUAUCGAAUUUACUACUGCGCAUAUCAUUAGUUUGAAUUUGGACUCUUUUGUGGCGCUGCUCAAAACAUCAUACUCCGCUUACAGUUUGUUAGUACAAGUACAGGAAAAGUAA